Molecule: messenger RNA, 2760 nt
Organism: Mauremys reevesii (Reeves's turtle)
Lineage: Eukaryota; Metazoa; Chordata; Testudines; Geoemydidae
Gene: PDSS1
Product: decaprenyl diphosphate synthase subunit 1
Exons: 11
Coding region: 909-2009 (366 amino acids)
Biological process (GO): isoprenoid biosynthetic process; ubiquinone biosynthetic process
Cellular component (GO): transferase complex; mitochondrion
Molecular function (GO): prenyltransferase activity
Source: RefSeq, a predicted model, not a curated record
CCCUUAUGGAAAGGCUGCGGUGGGUUAAGGCUCUGGAAGUGGGACACUACACUGCUAAAAAUAGCAGUGUAGAUGUGGGAAGUACUGCUUGGGUGUGUAGAGAAUCACAUAGGGUAUAUAUAUACUCUAGGCAUGUCUGCAUUCUUGUCGCUUUAGUGGUGCCUCACCCGUGCUAGCUGGGCAUGCAGUCUCUUGUACUCUACAUGCUGCCAUAAGUGUAGACAUACCUCAAGACACUGUUGAUCACUUUAACUAAAUGUGUAAAUUGAGAUAGACCAGAAUUCAAUAAAGGUGGAAAUGCAGAAGCAAACUGUAUUUAUUUAAAAAAAAAAAAAAGUGUUUCUGGCAUUCAGAACGAGUGGAAUUUAUUUCUUACAUCUAUAAUUAAUAUAAAACUAGACUGAUUGUUUUUAAAGUAGUUUAAUAGAUUAGACACAAAUGCAAAGGUCCCGGUCUUGCAAACAUACAUACUAAACUUUAAGCAUGAGUAGUCCCACUGCAAUCACAGCCUGAAUUAAGAUUCUCUCAGCUUUUCUUUCCGUGCAAAGGGAUGGGAGAUUUUCAUUUCCCCUCGUCCUUGAUCCUCCUUACUAUGCCCUGAAACAAGACUACUCAUGCUAAAUUAAAGUCUUUAUGGGUUCGGGACUUGUUUUAUUGUGGGGGAAGACCCUAAAAGGUUUUCCUAUAGUUGUGUUAGGAGAACUAGGCUAAUUAACCAGUGUUUUCAUUACCACCUAUAAUUUGAGUUUGUUUGGCAAGAAAAUACAGUUUUCACAUUUGUUGUAGUCAAAAUGAGAGAGGGUUUUUUGUUUGUUUGUUUAAUUAUGGUUGUGUUUUAGAUCUGUCUCUCAAAGGUCAAGUUGUUGGCUUUACCUGCACUAAGAAAUGCUGGCUGUAUUGAUUGAUUGAUGCAUUAUUUUCUGGGGAGAAGUUCAGUUUUGUCAUUUCCAAAAAUUCGUAGUAUAUUUUUGCGGUUUCAUCAUACAACAACCUCACGACCAUGCAGCUGUAGUAAAACAGUUACUGAUGAAAAAAUCAAGGAUCCUUUUAAACUUGGUAGGAAAGACUUGAAGAAUCUGUAUGAGGAUAUUAAAAAGGAAUUACUUGUAUCUACAGCAGAACUUGGAGAAAUGUGUGAAUAUUACUUUGAUGGAAAAGGAAAAGCCUUUCGACCAAUGAUUGUGGUGCUAAUGGCAAGGGCGUGCAAUAUUCACCAUAAUAACUCCGGGGAGGUGCAAGCAAGCCAACGCUCUGUGGCCAUAAUUGCAGAGAUGAUCCAUACUGCUAGUCUAGUUCAUGAUGAUGUCAUUGAUGAUGCAAAUUCUCGGAGAGGAAAAAUGACUGUUAAUCAAAUCUGGGGGGAGAGAAAGGCUGUUUUAGCUGGUGAUUUUAUCCUUUCAGCAGCUUCUGUUGCUUUAGCAAGAAUUGGAAACACUACUAUUAUAUCGGUAUUAAGUCAGGUGAUUGAAGAUUUGGUGCGUGGUGAAUUCCUUCAGUUGGGCUCCAAAGAAAAUGAAAAUGAGAGAUUUGCUCACUACCUCGAGAAGACCUUUAAGAAGACUGCAAGUCUUAUCGCAAACAGUUGUAAAGCAGUUUCCAUACUAGGCUGCCCUGAUCCAAAAGUUCAUGAGAUUGCAUACCAGUAUGGAAAAAAUGUUGGCAUAGCUUUUCAGCUAAUAGAUGAUGUGCUAGAUUUUACAUCAUGUGCUGACCAGUUGGGGAAACCAGCAGCAGCGGAUCUCAAACUUGGAUUAGCCACAGGCCCUGUUUUAUUUGCUUGCCAACAGUUUCCAGAAAUGAAUGCUAUGAUCAUGAGGAGAUUCAGUUUGCCAGGUGAUGUUGAACGUGCUCGACAAUAUGUACUUCAGAGUGAUGGUGUACAACAAACAACCUACCUCGCCCAACGCUACGGCUAUGAAGCAAUGAAAGAGAUUAGUAAACUGCGACCAUCCCCUGAACGAGAUGCCCUCAUUCAGCUCACAGAAACUGUACUCACCCGGGACAAGUGAGACACCUUCUUCCGCUCAUACUGGCAGCUACUUACCAGACUGUGCCUACAAAACUACAUUUCAAAACAUCUUGGUUUGCUUCCAGUGCUGGUUACCAAAAAUUUUUUUUAAAUAUUUUCUGAAAUUAAUAUACUUUACUUUUAUGAAGAUGUUUGAGGGAAGCCAUACAACUAUGAAACAAUCAAUCUGUUAAAUUCUGUCUAAAUGUGUUUUAAUAAGGGUGUUUAUGUUGGGGAAAGUAUUGUUUACACUUAAUAUUGAUGUAUAAGGCCACAAUGAGAAUAAAUCAGUUAAAAUUAAUGCGUUCUAAAUAUCACUUCACACUUAGUUAAUGUUAAGGUUUACUGCAAAAACAUGGUUUGAUUGCUUUCCCAGCUGUGUGUGAAACUUCACAAGUACCCAAAACGUUAUAUAGGAGAACGGUUUAUUAUAAAAGACUGUACAUAAACUUAACAAGUUAUAUACAAAUUAAGUGAAGACUUUCCAAUUUAUAAAGAAAAUACAGGUAAAUUAUUGGUUGCUAAUUUCAGAAGGUGAUAUUAACACUUAAAGCAGAAACCAUUUGGAAGUUACAAUGAUUUUCGUGAGGAAGGUGAAGGAGUUCCAAUAUUUCUAAUUUUACACUAGGAAAAAAUGAUGCAGCAACCAAUCAAGCUUCCAUCCCCCAGUCUUUAAGCACUGUUAUAGAAGUGUACAUUUAAUACCCCAUUAGGACAGCACUUUAAAGUCCAAAACAAAUCCCUACUACAUA